Messenger RNA from Alternaria atra, 2922 nucleotides. RefSeq lists its product as uncharacterized. Gene Ontology annotation, biological process: SREBP signaling pathway; positive regulation of transcription by RNA polymerase II. NCBI's taxonomy places the organism in Eukaryota, Fungi, Ascomycota, Dothideomycetes, Pleosporales, Pleosporaceae. Gene Ontology annotation, molecular function: protein dimerization activity. The record is from RefSeq and is a predicted model, not a curated record. Bases 1 to 2922 code for a protein of 973 amino acids. The transcript is spliced from 2 exons.
AUGGAAGAUCCCUUGCUGUCGAGCGAGUUCCCCUUCGCUAAUAUGCGCGGACCGUGGCUCACAACUGGCGGCGACGACAUGACGCUCACUGCUCCAGCUGACGACAUGACCAACUGGAACGAAUGGAUGCAAUACGAUCCCGCGCAAGCGUCUCAGAGUACCCAAAAUGUCGACCCCAAGCCCGCGAAUCCGCAGGGGCCUGCCGCAUAUCUCAGCCCGGAUCAGCAAACCUCGCCUCAUUCCCUCCCUCACCAACAAUCGCAAUCGCUGCAAUCCGGCAACAUACCAACUGCCGCUCCCAUGUUUGCUCAGUCGCAUGGUGUCCCGUUCACAUUUGGCCAGGGCGCCGAUAUGCCGCCCGCCUUCGACUUCAAUGGCAAUGCUCUAAGCUCCCCGCUUACCGCUGAGAUGCAACAACAGAACGCCUUCUACGCGUCUCAGCAAUGGCAACAGCAAGAGCAGCAGCUAGCCGACAAUGCUCUCUUCUCACCGACACAGUACGCUCAAAAUGGCUUUGUCGCACCACAGCCGCCAGCCUCCACGCCCAGUCUCCAUCAUAGCCCCAACUCUCUGAGCAACGGACGAGCCAGCUCAACCUCGUCGCAUUCGUCACCAGAGCCUACGACAACCAACGUACGAAAGAGGAAGUCACUGGCUGACUCCGAGGAACUUGAUGAUGAUGCACCGUCGAGCAAGAAGGGAGGACCACCCAAGAAGACUGCACACAACAUGAUUGAGAAGCGCUAUCGGACAAAUCUCAACGAUAAAAUUGCUGCCCUUCGCGAUAGUGUCCCCAGUCUUCGCGUCAUGUCGCGGCCAAACGGUACAGAAGAGGACGAUGAUCCUGAGGACCUCGAAGGGCUCACACCUGCACACAAGCUCAACAAAGCUACGGUACUCUCCAAAGCUACCGAGUACAUCCGACACCUGGAAAAGCGUAAUAAACGUCUACAAGAUGAAGUCAACACCUUGAAAGGACGGGUGGAUAGCUACGAAAAGAUGGCCAUAUCAGGACCUAUAACCUUACACGGCACUGUCAGCACACCAGAUGGUUCAAGAUUUCACAAAGAUCCAUUCACGCCUACACACGGUAUGCAAAUGUCAGGACCGCCACAAGGAUUGAUCCCCGUUCCAGAGAACAUAAGUGCUCUUCAGCGCGGCCUCCCACCACAACAGCACUAUGCACCUGCAUACCCGCCAGGAUAUGGCGGUCGCCCAGCAGUUGCCGCGCCCAUGGUCAACGGACGGCGCAACGGUGCCAUGAUGGGCAAACUCAUGGUCGGAUCUCUUGCUGGCCUGAUGAUACUGGAAGGACUUGUAGAGCGGGAGCAGUCACAAGAAGAGCCAACUGGUCGUGGUCUGUUCGCCCUUCCCAUCAAUCUCGCUGGCAUCCUUGCUCCUCGUGUCUCCCUAGGUGUAUCCGCAGCUCAGAUCCCUCUGGCCAAGCUUCUCUUAGUCUUCUUCGCCUUUUUCUACCUCGUUGCGCCAUUGCUCGACUUCAAAUCGAGACCGAAGAAGAAGUCUCCUCCCACUGUCCUGUUGACACCUGCACCAUCGCUGGCUUCUCCUGUUGAAGUCCGUCGAAAGGCAUGGCUCACUGCGAUCCAAACAGUCUGGGUACCUCAGCAUAAUCUCGCCCUCGAGCUCGCUGCUCUGGGCUUGAAGACACUCAAGCUUAGCAUGCGUAGGCUUAUCGGCUGGGAAGGAUACGCGUAUCUUACUGGUAUUACCAAGGAACAAGAAGCCGCCCGCGUCAAAGCCUGGGAAAUUGCGUUGGAUGCUCAGCUAACAGGCGGUGACGCUGAGAUUAGCAAGAGCCGUUUAGUACUUACCUUGAUCGCCUCCGGAACCCUGCCAGAUACGCCAGCAAGGCUCAUGCUCAAGGCCUUGCAUCUUCGGAUCGUGCUUUGGGAACUUGGAAACGCAGGCCAUGGUUCGUGGUGGUUACUCAACGACCUGAGCGCGAAACUGGCUCGAAGCUACUGGAACAUGGCCCGAAGCGAGCACCGUAUCGCCACCAACAUGUCGAAACAGAACAGCGAAGCUCAGCCGUUGCCAGAACAUCUCGCAGCACUCAUUGAGAGGGAGUGCGAUGAGGUGCUUGUUUCUGCAGUCGUGCAGCGAGCAUACAACCUGGCUUGGAACAAGCCAAGCGCAGAACAGACAGUCGUAGACACCUCCAUGGACGCCGUCGUAGAGGACUUUGCCAUAUGUUCGCCUUUGGACGCUCUUGCGGCUUGGUACUCUAGCCUUGUACUGAACAAGGGACUUGCCGCCACACUCGGUGCGAAGAGCAGCUCGUCCAAGGACAACGUCGUUUCCGACCUAGCACUUGCUCUCCAAGCUGCCCCUCCCAACUCACAGGCUCAGUUACGUGCACUAGUUGCUCAAGCUGUUGUAUUCGACGACGACCGUGACACUCGCAUUGCAGCAGCAAUGGAAGCCCUCCCUUCGUCUCCCAAGCCCGCAGAUGCUGGCUUCAUCAAUAUCGUCGGCAACGGCUUCGUCGCGAUCGAUGUGCGCAAGGCGCUUACUUUGGCUAAGUGCCUCUCUUUAGCCGCCUCCUCGAACCCCGAGGCCCGCCGCCGCGCCAUCUUCGUCGUUAACAACACUUAUCUACCCGAAUGCGCAACUACACUUCUCAGCUUUGUUGCCGGUCACAAAGUGCUCACGCAGUUCAUGAGCGACGACAAUCUGAAAAAGGAAGCCAGCUGCGGUCUAGAACGCACUGCCAGUUCCCUACGCAUGUGGAUUGGUCAUGACACAGGUAGGAGAAGUGGGCUGAGCAACAAGGUCCGCAGCAAGAUUGUGAGCAGCUGUCUUGGUGCGAGCAAGAUGUUAGUUGGAUUGGGAGAGAAAAAGAAGAAAGAUGAGUUGGAUGUAGACGAUGGUUAUGUUAGUGCUAGUGUCAAGGAUGAUUGA